UAGCAAGUGACUUGUAAUUAGGAAGUAAAAUAAUUUACAAUUCAAAUAUGUUCAAAUUUGUUACUUGUUGUUUAAUUAUAAAUGCGUUAUUAGCGCCUUUUGCUCUUAGUCAAAAUAAUAAUGUUGCCACAGAUGUAACAACAGUAAUCGAUGUGGAAAUUCAAGAAGCUUUUAAAUUUUCAAAUGUUGUCAGUUCAUCCAUAGAAGAAUAUAUACGUGAAGCUUUACCUUCUGAAGCUAGGUUAGAAGGUGAGAAAAUUUUACAAGAUGUAAAGGAGGGUCUAAUUACUUGUGAGUCAUUCGUUCAUACACCUCUCGAUAUUUGGCAAUAUAAGGUGUGUAGCUCGUCGCUGUUGCGUGAUGGUAUGGCCGCUUUAGGUGCACUGCAGGCUAAAUAUAGACCAUUCACAUCGGGUGCCUCCAGAAUUGGAUUAUUUUGGUAGUUAAAUUAUGUAUGAAAAUGUAAAUGUUUUUUAAAGAAUAUAAUAUGGUGUCUUUGACGCACUUUUUUGAGUUU
Messenger RNA from Lucilia cuprina (Australian sheep blowfly), 517 nucleotides. RefSeq lists its product as uncharacterized. The record is from RefSeq and is a predicted model, not a curated record. The transcript is spliced from 2 exons. Lineage: Eukaryota; Metazoa; Arthropoda; Insecta; Diptera; Calliphoridae. The coding region runs from base 48 to 443 and encodes 131 amino acids.